AUGGGCAGGUUUUCAUGUGCAGGAAUCAAUAAUCAAAGCAACGCAUUUAAUUUUCAUGGCGACCGGCGUAUUUGGGAUGGAUCUACGAUCAGAAGGAAUAUAAGAGGCAAUUCUGUUCUCUACAUUGUUAUGAGUGAACCUCCACAUGGUAUGUGUUAUGGACCUAAGUUUUUAUUCUUACUCAUUGAGCGACAGUAUAAGCUUUUGGACUAAAAAGACCCUUGCUGUCAUAAUUUAGAUUAUCAGAGUUGGAUACAAUGCUUACGCGACAACUUACAUUAUGAAGCUACGAUAGCACCUGCGGAAAGUCCAUUGCAGGUAAAGUGACUUACCACUGUUCUUUAAAGAUAUGCUUAGGAGUUCAAACAUUCUGUUAAUCAUGUAAGCUUGUACCAAAUUAUCUUAUAUUCUACUAAUUAUUCUACUGCAUUUAAACAGUGAUCUUCAUCUUUUCAAAAAUGCAAAAACCUGAUCAGUAACCGAGUUAGUUCAUUGGAAAUGGACAUGAUAGAACAUAGAUCUUUUUUGAGAAAGUUUUCGGUUUAUUGUUCUCCCUUCGAAUUAAAUAAAAGCCGAUUGAGGCAUUUUGACAAAGAUUUUCAUUUACAGAGUCCCUUUAAGCAGAAAUAGGCUUAAGCGAAUUUAUCUUUUGCAGUUAGGGCCCGAUGCUUUGCGUGCAUUUAGUAUGCCUACGUCUAGCCGUACCCUUUCCCCCAAGAUGAAAAGGAAGCGAGGUUCCCCCUCUGCCGUUUCACCUUAGGGGGGAGGGUACGGCUACACUUAGGCUAGCAUUUGGCCUCAGAAAAAGUAAUCGCGUGAUUUCUUAGUUAUAUGUCACACUUGUAAUUGCUGUUUGUUGAAAUUUUCUAACCAUUCGCUUUUUUUAAAAACCUGUAGGGUGGAGCUCCUUUCAAUGUUACAUUUAUUCCAGCUCUUGAUCCAACGGUCACCUCAGGGUUUGCUAAAUUCAAAAAAAGAGGCAAUGUUUUUGCCACUGUUGAGCUGGAAAGAUCCGUAAGGUUUGAUUGCUUAAACGGAUUUAGUAUUCCAGGUAUUUCUCUCCUUUUAUAAGUAACUUAAACUGUAACCCUGAUAUAAUUUUUAUUAGAGUCAAGCAAAAAGGAUAAUAAAGUAUUUAGUAAAUUUUGUCCAAGGAGAAAUGGUGGUAUGGAAGAUAUAGGCAAAAGCUACAAUUUGCUGUAGAAGAGUAGUUGAAUUUGGACUUUUUUGUCAUUUUGUGAACCUAAUUUUUAACUCUAAAAACUUUGCAUUGAGAAAUCGAAGGAAAAACCGCUCCAGCCGUGUCAAGCUCUUUUUUACUCACGACUCGCCUCUCCUUAAAUUGGAGCUCUCUCUGAAGCUUCAACCAACUAAAACUUUCUGAUCGCGGGCAGUAUGACGGAAUCGUUACGUACUCCAAAUUACUGAAAUUAUGUAGCUUUGUUGCCUAUUGUUAGUUUGUAGUUUUCGUCCCCUUGCUAAUAAGUCUUUCAGGAGGACAACUGAAUGAAGAGCCUGUUUAUUUAUUAAUACCAGUUCCACGGAACUUUAAUUUCUUUUGCCGAUGUUUUGGAAAAACUGGUGAAACUCUUUCACCGCGUGACAAAAUUCAAAACGAACGGCGCGACAUUUCUUUUCAACAUAUUGCAUAUUUGCAACUGAUUUUUAUAAAUCGUCCCUUUAAAUGUAAGUGUAACUCCAAACAUCAAUUCAUUUUUCACUCACUUUCGUUAUCUACCAGUGGGUUUGCAGGCUUAGCUUAUAAAACAUUUAACAAGUAGAUUCCGAGUCUGUUCUGUAACUUUCGGUCAGACCUCUUUCCUCUGAACGAGAUGGAUUUGGGAUGAAAAUCUGAAAUUUAAAUUAGUUUUCGUUACUGUUCCUGGAUUUCUUGGCUCAGCCGUGUCUUUUUGGUUUAAUAUUUAUUUUCUGCUGAUUCGACCUCGAAAUUAAAGUCGAUGGAAAUAUUUGGCCCCUAUGUAGCCCAAAGAACACUUGAAAUACGCUGGGAAUGGCGUCACUUGCUGAAUUUAAUACGGCAGGUAGAAUAUCGCAGCGCAUGAUGGAAGGGGUGGAUGUAAUCUCGCCGAAUACACAGCUGAUUUCCUAUUAUCUGAUUGGCCGUAUUUUCUGUGGCAUGGCGCAAAUAGACAAAUCAUUAUAUAUAUAUAUAUAUAUAUAUAUAUAUAUAUAUAUAUAAAUAUAUAUAUAUAUAAAUAUAUAUAUAUAUAUAUAUAUAAACACCCAUUUUUAAAAACGUUGCAACUCAAAAAAAAAUAUAUAUAUAUAAUUUUUUCCCCUAUCACAAUAUAUAUAUAUAUAUAUAUUGCGAUAGGGGAAAAAUUCGAGAGAGUAUACUUUCAUCCCUAUAAGUGAUUACUCACUCAUCAGGGGAUUUUAUCCCCCUAAUAAAAUCCCCUGAUGAGUGAGUAAUAACGAAACAGGCUUGUAGGGAUGAAAGUAUAGUCUCUCUGUUUUUCCCCCUAUCGCAAUAUAUCUUGCGCUCUACUCCUGCGUAUCGAGCCCUAUAAAACGGAAAAAUCAAUACACAGACAUCCUAUGGGGCUUAUAUGUUGGGCCAAUAUCCCCCUUCCUUAAGUGACAAGGCAGUCCUAAGGUUAAAAUAAGAAUUCGAAUGAUGAUAUAAUCAAUGUGAUCUGAUCAACUGAAUGUUUAUGCUAAUGCUUUAUUUCCAGCUGAUAGAAACACCUUGAUAUCUGUAUUGCUUCAAGCGUAUCAAGAUAAUAGUAGAAAACAAUACAAAUCUUUUGAUAGUAAUUUUCGAGUUUUCUUUAGCUGCACUAGAACCUGGUUUGGCCGAUGUAGAAAUUGAAUCACAAAGGAGGAUCCUACUAGGGUUUACAAGACUAUUUUAUUACCCAAAUAAAAAGCAGACAAGUCAAAUGGUCCACUUUAAAGAACCAAGCAUGCUUAGAACACUUUGCGAGGAUAUGAGCGAGGACUUUCGUGGUGCAAAUAGCACCAGUACUGGUAGACCUCAGGCUUCUGCAACUUUUGGUAAGUGAACCUUUUUAGAACAUUCAUUUUAAAAAUCAGUGGUGAUCCUUGCAAUCUGGUUGGCCUUCAUCGGUGCGGUUUGCUUACGAAUGGAACCAUUUUUUGCUUUGAAUUGCUUCUUUUCCCCAGCCAAUGGGAUAGCUUCACUAAAACACUACACCCAAUCAGAUUUCAAGGCUUUUUUAAGUAACCAAUCAAAUUACAGGAAAAUGGAAGGCGACUUAUGCUACUUUUACAAACCUGGGAAUGGAUCAAAAAAUAUCCUUACAGGCUGAAAAAUCCUGCAUUUGAGCUACUGAAUUUUGCGAUUUCAAAAUGGAUGCAAUGAGGUGGUACUUGAACUUUGUUUCGUGCAAUUUUGGUACUUAUGAUUUUUAUGAAGCAUUUAAUUAGAUUAUAAUUAGUAAAUCAGUCGGUUAGUAAGUUUAGUAUGAUUCAAUUUUUCGUUUACAUUUGGAAAGUAUUUAAUGUAUGAAUUAAAAUUCCGAAGUUAUUUCGGUUUGAGCUGUCGUGACGAGUUUCCGAAUUGUGACAGCCUUUCUAACUUGACUCAGUUGUUCGGAAGCACUAUGAUUAAGUGCUAAUUGUUCAGAUCGAAAUUCUCGUGAAAUUAUUUGGUUUAGCGUUCUAACAACAAAUGUUUGAUCUCCCAAAGUCAACCGGCUGGCAUGCCCACCCGUAUCUGUCAGUAGUGAAUAUAUAGGCAUGUAGUUUAGAGAUUUUACGUAAAAGAAGAGGAUGAAGAAGAAAUUAUUUUUCGGUGAGUUUCUCGUUACAGUUUGUACGAAAGACGAGGAAGAUUACGAGCUCGAUAGCUUUCGUGUAAUGGUGGAGAAGACAUGAUUUUUCGAUGGGUUUCUCACCACAGUUUGUGCAAAAGACGGGGAAGAUUACGAGCUCGAUAGCUUUCGUGUAAUGUUGGGGAAGAAAUGAUUUUUCGAUGAGUUUCUCGCCACAGUUCGUUCAAAAGACGGGAAAGAUUACGAGCUCGAUAGCUUUCGUGUAAUGGUGAAGAGGAAAUUAUUUUCCGAUGAGUUUCUCGCCACAGUUCGUACGAAAGACGGGGAAGAUUACGAGCUCGAUAGCUUUCGUGUAAUGGUUAUUACUGUCGACCGAUGCCUAACAGAGAAAGAAUACAAACGUUCAAUUAUUCUCGAGGGCGGUUUUAAAAGCUGGAAGCAAAUUCUUGAGGAAAAAUUUCAACUACUCCGGCAAAAACUAAGGCAAAGGCAAGCGGCCCAACUGGUGAGCCAUGACAAAAUAAAGACCACUAUAAAGGAAAAAAGAAAAAGAGAAGAAAAGAAAGAAAGAAGAAGAGAAAGAAUAUUGAGGAGAUGUGCAUAGUUCUGAACUUAGUGAUGUAAGCUACAGAAAUAAACAAACAAUUGUAUAAUGAAAAAAGUUUUCUAAUUUAUUUGGAAAGUUCAAUCUCUGUGAACUAUGGCCAUAUAAAAACACACUUCUCUUUACUAGUGGGGAGAGUAAGAGAAGAUCAUGUAGUCCAAUCUCUCUUUAUAAGGGUACUGGACAAUUUUCUACAAUCCCUCUUCGGCUACACGAUCAAUCCUGCUGAUAAGGACUGUUGUCGGGAUUCGAGAGACGAUCAAUCAAGCUAAAACAGCAAAUACCCUCCCAAGGAAAGUAUGUUUUCCCUUUAUUACUCGGGCGUUUCGCAGGAGGCCUGAGCUCAAAAUUAGUGGUCGGUUCAUCACCAAAUCCUCGUUAGAGCACUGAUGUGCAUGCAUACAUGGAAGUUUCCAUGUGUAGGCUUCUAGAACUAAUUAACAGCAUGUGUAAAGUACGGUGGCUCUAAAGGGACAUUCGAAUUUUUGGAUCGCAAGUUAUUAACUUAUAACAAAAUCUGAGAAAGAAACUGGACAUCGGUUAUAAGUUUCCAUUGAAAAAAGCAACAGCUAACGCGGGGAAAUGCAUGACAACAGCGUUCGCUCAUGACGCGUACUGUCCAUUUAAGCAGGCAUGACGUGUCAACCGUCCAAUUACACUGUCUAAUUACAAGCAUGACGCGUACACUGUCCUAUUAGUUCUCAAAUCGGGCUGGUGAUAACCCUUCUAGGCCACCAUAUUAAACACUGUGUGACAGAUAGGGAUAAUAAUUUUCAUGUUUUUCAAAUGCUUUUCAGGUAUCUUUCCAAUCCAUAUGAAAUUUAAGUGUGAAAUAUGUGUGAAAAUCGCUACGAGCACCUUAGAACGCGCCGAUGUGUCUUUUUCUUCUCCUAUACUUUCAGGACACGCGCAGCAAGUCCAGUUGUUAUGCCUCCUGAUUUACACGGCUGCAAAAGAGGGAGCACAGCAGUUUGUUGAGAUGAUCUUUUCCUGUUCGGCUGGAAGAAUUGUGUUUGAUGCUUACAAGAGUAAUUCACAAUUGCCAGAGGUUAUCGCCAGGGAACAUGGCAACUUAGGGACUGCCCGUUACUUUGAGAACAUAACAAAAAGGUAACGUUUAAAGGCGAUAAGGCAAAGGGUUUACAUGCAUUCAAGCAUGUGAUUUAUAAUCGAGUAGUAUCGAUGGAGAUGUUUCUUUAGAAGGUCAUAGUCUAACAGCUGCCAAACAAACGUUUCGAUUUUACGGGCUGUGCAGUGAAAUACGGCCCGCUAAGUUCACCAAUCAUAGCGCACGUACCAACAGGGAGAUAUACAGAUAAAAAUACAUGGGCAGGCGUAGAUAUGGAAUUUCUCUUCGAGUGUUCAAUACGAUCGCUCGAUAGAUAUCGAGUAAUAAUGGGGAACAACAUGAUUUUGAUUGCAAUUUAGUGUUGAUCAGCACAAGAAAAUUUUUCAGGGACAACAAAAUUGCACGAGCCCGUAGGGCGAGUGCUACUUGUAUUUUUCGAAAAAUUUACAAGUAUUCGCACUAGGCCAGUAUUUACACCAAAUUGUACCUGAAAUCUUGUUGUUACUUGUUAAUAAUUUGCAUGAAAAACGCAUCACAUGCGCGCGCUAUUUGUAAUUUACACUCGUGUUACGACUUUGCACUCGUGUUGCAACUUUGCUCUUGUUUUACAUGAAAAAUAGACAGUUAAGGCUUUUCUCAGGGUUGAAACUCCGCAGUUUACAUAAUGUUAAAUAUAACAUUUGUUAAUCCUAUCAGUCACGAAAUUAUACAGGAUAUAGAGCUCCGUACUUUCGUUUCGAUGGAUCUUUCAUACACAGUCUUAUCAAAUCUCGAGAUAUACUGUAUUAUAUAUUAUGCUGUGGUUAAAGAAGUGCGAAAGUUAGUAAUUCUAAACUUUUUUUGCGCAGACUUUUAAAAGAAUCAAGCACUGGCAAAGAAUGCCCAAAGGCUAUUGAUUGGUCAGAACUAGCAAAAGCUACUGACAGGACUCAACAA
Pocillopora meandrina is the source of this 6367-nucleotide messenger RNA. NCBI's taxonomy places the organism in Eukaryota, Metazoa, Cnidaria, Anthozoa, Scleractinia, Pocilloporidae. The record is from the annotation of a GenBank genome assembly.